GUACCGCAAUCGGAGUUAGAUGCUGAAUUGGUGAAGACGAUCAUGGCGGAAUAUCGUAUCCACAAUGCGGAUAUCACGUUGAGAUACGAUGCUACAUCGGAGGAUUUGAUCGAUGUAAUUGAAGGCAACAGGUGA
Molecule: messenger RNA, 135 nt
Organism: Anisakis simplex (herring worm)
Lineage: Eukaryota; Metazoa; Nematoda; Chromadorea; Rhabditida; Anisakidae
Source: the annotation of a GenBank genome assembly